AUGCCUCCGUUCCUGCUUCUCACCUGCCUCUUCGUCACCAUUACACCUGCGUCACCAAUGGCCCUAGAUCCCUGUUCCGCCUACAUCAGUCUGAAUGAGCCCUGGAGGAACACUGAGCACCAGUUGGACGAAUCUCAGGGUCCGCCUCUGUGUGACAGCCACGUGGACGGGGAGUGGUACCGCUUCACCGGCAUGGCGGGGGACGCCAUGCCCACCUUCUGCAUACCCGAAAACCACUGUGGGACCCACGCCCCCGUCUGGCUCAACGGCAGCCACCCUCUGGAGGGUGACGGCAUCGUGCAGCGCCAGGCCUGUGCCAGCUUCAACAGGAACUGCUGCCUCUGGAACACCACGGUGGAGGUCAAGGCGUGCCCCGGAGGCUACUACGUGUAUCGUCUGCCCAGGCCCAGCGUCUGCUUCCAUGUCUACUGUGGCCAUUUUUACGACAUCUGCGAUGAGGACUGCCACGGCAGCUGCUUGGACACCGAGUGCAGGUGCGCGCCAGGGACCGUGCUGGGCCCCGACAGGCAGACAUGCUUUGAUGAAAACGAAUGUGAGCAGAACAAUGGUGGCUGCAGUGAGAUCUGCGUAAACCUCAAGAAUUCCUAUCGCUGUGAGUGUGGGGCUGGCCGUGUGCUGAGAAGUGAUGGCAAGACUUGCGAAGACAUUGAAGGAUGCCACAACAGCAAUGGCGGCUGCAGCCAUUCUUGCCUUGUGACCGAGCAGGGCUACCAGUGUGAAUGCCCCCGGGGCCUGGUGCUGUCUGAGGACAACCACACUUGCCAAGUCCCCGUGCUGUGCAAGACCAGCACCAUCGAGGUGAGCGUGCCCCGGGACCUGGUGGGCGGGCUGGAGCUCUUCCUGACCAACACGUCCUGCCGGGGCCUGUCCAACGGCACCCACGUCAACAUCGUCUUCUCCCUCAGGACGUGCGGCACGGUGGUCGACGUGGUGAAUGACAAGAUCGUGGCCAGCAACCUGGUGACGGGGCUCCCCAAGCAGACGCCCGGGAGCAGCGGGGACAUCAUCAUCCGGACCAGCAAGCUGCUGAUCCCCGUGACCUGCGAGUUCCCGCGCCUCUACACCAUCUCCGAGGGCUACGUGCCCAACCUGCGCAGCGCGCCCCUGGAGCUCCGGGGCCGCAGCCGCGGCGUCUUCCCCUUCACGCUGGAGAUCUUCCGGGACCGCGCGUUCGCCCAGCCCUACCGGGAGGCCCUGCCCUCCCUCAAGCUCCGGGACUCCCUCUACUUCGGCAUCGAGCCCCUGGUGCACGUGAGCGGCCUGGAGAGCCUGGUGGAGAGCUGCUUCGCCACCCCCACGUCCAAGAUCGACGAGAUCCUCAAGCACUACCUCAUCCGGGAUGGCUGUGUUUCAGAUGACUCCGUGAAGCAGUACACCUCCCGGGAUCACCUAGCGAAGCACUUCCAGGUCCCUGUCUUCAAGUUUGUGGGCAAAGACCACAAGGAGGUGUUCCUGCACUGCCGGGUGCUGGUGUGCGGGCGGCUGGAGGAGCACUCCCGCUGCGCCCAGGGCUGCCACCGGAGGGCGCGGCGGGCGGCCCGCGGGGAGGACGCCCUGCACCCGGGGGAGGACUCCCUGCACCCGGGGGAGGACUCCCUGCACCCCGGGGAGGACGCCCUGCACCCCGGAGAGGACGCCGGUCUGCAGAGCCAGGUGCUGACAGGCGGCCCAAUCCACAUCGACUGGGAGGACUAG
Molecule: messenger RNA, 1716 nt
Organism: Pipistrellus nathusii (Nathusius's pipistrelle)
Lineage: Eukaryota; Metazoa; Chordata; Mammalia; Chiroptera; Vespertilionidae
Source: the annotation of a GenBank genome assembly